Molecule: messenger RNA, 2258 nt
Organism: Culicoides brevitarsis
Lineage: Eukaryota; Metazoa; Arthropoda; Insecta; Diptera; Ceratopogonidae
Product: pescadillo homolog
Exons: 3
Coding region: 134-1966 (610 amino acids)
Biological process (GO): maturation of LSU-rRNA from tricistronic rRNA transcript (SSU-rRNA, 5.8S rRNA, LSU-rRNA); ribosome biogenesis
Cellular component (GO): nucleolus; PeBoW complex
Molecular function (GO): RNA binding
Source: RefSeq, a predicted model, not a curated record
ACAUGUGAAUCGUGUGGCUCGGUAUUUUUCUCCCUAAAAUUUAAUUAAUUUCGUUAGAAAUUAACUUCAUUUGAGCCUUUCGAGGUUCAUUUUUGCUGAAAAUCUUCAAAAUUAUUAAAAACCUUGCCUGAAAAUGGUCAAAAGGUUUCAUAAAUACGAUUCCGGUCAAGGAACGCAAUAUGUUACACGAAAAUACGCCUUGCAGAAGCUCCAACUCUCGUUGAACGAUUUUCGUCGUCUUUGCAUCUUGAAAGGAAUUUAUCCUCGUGAACCGAAGAAUCGUCGCAAGGCUCAACGCGGUGCUACAGACAUCAAAAUCUUGUAUCAUCGUAAAGACAUCAAUUUCCUGCUUCAUGAUCCGCUAAUUUGGACUUUGCGUGAUAUUAAAAUUUGGAAUCGUCGUAUCAAGUAUGCGCAUUCGAUCAAAGAUGCGAAACUCAAGCGUGUUCGUAUCGAAAAAUAUCCGAAAAUGAAGCUGGAUCACGUCGUGAAGGAACGUUAUCCGACAUUUAUUGAUGCCAUCAAAGACCUGGAUGAUUGUUUGACACUUUUGUUCCUGUUCAGCACGUUUCCCGCACUGAAAGUCAUCAAAAGAGACGAAACUGCGCUCUGUCGACGGCUUACUGUGGAGUUCAUGAACUGGGUUAUCGCAGCAAAAGCAUUGCGGAAAGUUUUUGUCUCCAUUAAGGGAUAUUAUUUCCAAGCGGAGAUCAAAGGACAACUCGUGACGUGGAUUGUACCGCAUUAUUAUCCCUUCCAACCGCAGUCCAAGAACGAAGUUGACUUCAAUAUCAUGACAGUUUUCACGGAAUUUUACACAAUUAUGCUCGGAUUUGUCAAUUUUCGUCUUUAUCACAGUUUGAACUUGAUUUAUCCGCCGCGUUUUAAUGUUCAACUUGACUCCGAGGCAAGUCAAACCGACGAAAAUACAUUUGUCUCUGAACGAAUCGCCGCUUUAACAGUCGAUUUAAUGAAAACUGCUGAAAAUCCCGACGGCGAAACCCCAAUGGAAGACGAAGAAGAACUCGAUUUGCAACUUUUUGCCGGAGAAGGCGACACAGAAAAACUCCAAAAGCUCAAAGAGGAAAGUAAUAGCUUGAAACGUCUUCAAAAUUUGUUCAAAGGACUCAAAUUUUUCAUCAAUCGAGAAGUCCCGCGGGAGCCUCUUGUCUUCAUUAUUCGUUGUUUCGGCGGAAAAGUCUCUUGGGACAAAAAUAUCUUCAUUGGAGCGACUUUUGAUGAGGAUGAUGAAACAAUUACACAUCAAAUAGUCGAUCGCCCGAAUAUGGAUAAGAAAUACAUUUCGCGAGAUUAUGUGCAACCUCAAUGGAUUUUUGAUUCAGUGAAUCAACGAAAACUUCUUCCAACGAACAAAUAUUUCAUUGGAGUGACGUUGCCGCCUCAUUUAUCGCCGUUUGUUAAAGCAGGAGCUGACGAUUACGUUCCGUUGGAGGAAAAAGCACUUCGGGAUCCGAGUCUUGUUGAGAAGCAUGUGCCUUCGGAUGAAGAAGUUUCGAGUGAUGAAGAAGAAGAAGUUGCGCAGAAGGAAAAUCAAGAGGAAAAUGACGAAGUACAGAUGGAUUAUGCGUUGGAACAAGCCUUUAAAGAAGAAUUAGAAGACGAGAAUGAGGAGGAAAGUGAGGAAGAAGAAGAAGAAACUGAGCCUGUGCAAAAGACUGCGGAACAAAUUGCAGCUGAAAAGAAAGAAAAAAUGGCUGUCAAGCCCGGAAAAGUUCACAAAGAAGAUCCGAAGAAACGUCGAAAGCUGAAGGAGCAAGAAGGCAACUUGAUGGCACGAAUGGUAAAACCGCGUCACAAGAAACUCUACCACAAACUCCUGAAAGAACGCAAAACGAAGACAAAAGAAGUGACUUUGUUGCAAAAGAAACGAAAGGACAUCGAGGCACAGGAGAAACAGGACCGACGAGCGCAGCUCAAAGCAGCGAAACGAAAAGCAAAAGCCUAAAAAGUUAUUUUUUUUAUGAUUUUCUUUCAUUUUUUUGCUAUUAAUAAUUAAAUUCAAAGUAAUACUUAUCCUAAUUAACUCGUUUUAACUGUUAAAUGAUAUUUUCUGGUCCUAAAAUUUUAACUUUUUUUUUUCUCACAAAUAAUUCAUUAACCAUGUUCCCUAAAGGAUUUUAACGAUUUUUUUUUCUUUUUCAAGAAGUUCAAUAGUCAAGUGCCCAUUCAUUUUCCGCCAAGAACGCGUCAAUAACCUCUUUCAUCGCGAAAUUCGGAAUUAAUUGAUCUUGCUGCAA